AUGCCUCCCUGGAGCCCCAGCACGGAGCCACCGGGUGAAAGUUCUGAAGGAAGAAGUGAAAUGACCACGGUGGAGGGAAGGGUGCGGGAGGGGCCCGCGUUGGGUUCACAGCAAUCGGUGGGCUCCAGCCCCGGCUCGUGUGGGCUGCAGUUCUCGGACAGGACCGGGCAGCGCCGGGAGGAGACCCAGCAGGACCCCGCACCCGCGCUCCGGCUCGGACUGCGAACCUUCCGUGGCCCCUCCUCGGUCCUGACCCGGCUACGUGCGCGGAGUCCCGCGGGUUCCCUAGGAGGAUCCGGCCCCCGCGCGGCGGGCAGGGGAACAGCGCCUCGGGCCGUACCACCCGGCCAGACCCGCGGGGGAGCCGCCCGCGAGGCGGUAGCAGGGCGCCCCAGGCCCCGCCCGGCAGGUGGCGGCCCCGCCCAGAGGCCGACGUGCGGAAAGGAACGCGCCGGCCGCGCCCGCAAGGGGCCGCGCGGCGGUGGGCGUGGCGUCCGCACCCCCCUCCCGCCCACUGGCUGUGGCGCGGCAGGGCGGGCCCAGCCGGGCGGACGAUUGGCUGUCCUGCUCUCACAUUUGCAUAGGGGCUGGGCGCUGGACGCGGGCUCCGGGCCUUGGGGGCGCGAGGGGGCCGCCACCGAAGUUGGGCCGAGGGCCGGCGACGGUGCCGCGCCGGGAUCGCAGGGUGCCAGGUUGCGUGGCGUUCCCGGGACGGUCUCUGGACGUCGCCGAGCGGAGAGCAGCCCUGGACAAGCAUGGACUGGAGCCUCCAGAACCAACCUCCUGAGGGCCACCUCUGGGAACUUUCUUAAGGAGAACAUUGACAGAUUUGGCUUUUCUGUGCAUUUCUGCCACUUUGGCAAGGACACGAAGGGAGUGAGGACCGCCCGGCCUCAUCUGUGGUGCCCAGCAACACGCCCCUCCGAGAGGCCGGUGGCGCUGGCGCAGUCCCGGACCGGACCACUGGGCCCGCCCUCUCUGCUGGGUGCUCUCAAGUCCACUGUGAACAUCUGCAGGGCAUGGAGUGUGCACAGAGCAGCCGCCAGCAGGCCCGCAGGUGCCUGGAUGCCUGCAGCAGGCCCGGCCCCCUCUCCGGGCAGUGGGGGUUGGUGGCUGGAGUCUGCCGUUGGGGGAGAGAGGCCUGAGGGAUUUGCAUGGACGUGGACUUUUCUUGGAGUGACCCUGUCCUGAUGGUCACUGUGGUGUCACACCCAGCAGGUUUGGUAGGGCCAGGUUCUGUCGGUGACAGGGAGGCUGUGGUGGCCUUGUGGGGAACCAGUGGAGCUGAUUUACCGACACUGGGCAGCGACUUUCUGUGGGCGACCCCCCGUGAACCCCGGUGUUCUCAGCCAGCCCUAGAGGGUGCUUUUGUGCUGGGGGUGGGAAGGAACUCUGAGGUCAUGGGGGCUCCUGUGCUGUCGCCCAACACAGCCUGGCCCCGAAGGGCCGCAGUGACCAGUGGCGAUGGCUGCCCCAUCCCACACAGCAGCCGGGGUCCUGCCUCAGCUACCUGGGGGGCUGGCCCGGCCUGGCUUGGUCCUGCCCCGCUGUGAACAACGUCUGGGGGAGCAGGGCUUUUCCUCACCUCAGCACGGCUCACGUCAUUGUUGUCAAUGUACAAUUUAAAACUCGAAAGUAAACUUUGCAGCCACUCA
Phyllostomus hastatus (greater spear-nosed bat) is the source of this 1655-nucleotide messenger RNA. Its product is annotated as collagen alpha-1(I) chain-like. NCBI's taxonomy places the organism in Eukaryota, Metazoa, Chordata, Mammalia, Chiroptera, Phyllostomidae. The record is from RefSeq and is a predicted model, not a curated record. The transcript has 4 exons. The coding region runs from base 1 to 1191 and encodes 396 amino acids.